GGUUCUGGGAACUUGGUGGAAUAAGCAGCUAAUGCUGGAAGGUGUUUUUCUGAUUCAGUCGAUUCCUCCACAGUAAGGUUUUUCUUUUCAUCUACACCGUUAUAUAAACUUGUUUGAACUGUUGUGGUGGAAAAAAAUGGCUCAGCCAGGAAAUCAACUCAACAGCACCAGCUUCUCCUGUAUGAUCUGUCAAAGACUGCUCAAGGAUCCAGUGACUAUUACCUGUCGACACAGCUACUGCAUGACGUGUAUCAAAAGCUUCUGGGAUAAAGAAGAGGGAAAAAGCAUCUACAGCUGCCCUCACUGUAGACAUACAUACACAAUCAGACCAGUCUUGGUGAAAAACUCCGUCUUAGCUGAAUUAUCAGAGCAAUUCCAGAAGACUGGACUUCAAGCUGCUCCUGCUGAUUGCAGUAAUACUAGACCUGAAGAUGUGUCCUGUGAUGUCUGCACUGACAGAAAAAUUAGAGCAUUGAAGUCCUGUUUGAUCUGUCUGGCCUCUUACUGUGAGGAACACCUUCAGCCUCACUAUGUGGCAGCUCCGUUCAAGAAACACAAGCUGGUGGAACCCUCCAAGAACCUGCAGGAGAAUAUCUCCUCCACUCAUAAUGAGGGGAUGAAGAUGUUCUAUCACAAUGAUCAGAAUUUUUUUGAUUUUUUUCAUCCUGUGAAUGAACAUACCAUAUAUAAAACAAUCUCAGCCACAACUGAAAGGAAAAAUAGGGAGAGAGAUUUUGAGAAGUUUCAACAACAAAUCCAGCAGAGAAUCCAGGACCGAGAGAAAGAGGUGAAGCUGCUUCAACAGGAGCUGGAGGCCAUCCAUCACUCUGCUGAUCAAACAGUGAAGGACAGUGAGGAGAUCUUCACUCAGAUGAUCCGUCUCAUCCAGAAAAGAAGCUGUGAUGUGAAGCAGCAGAUCAGAUCCCAGCAGCAAACUGAAGUGAGUCGAGUCAAAGAUCUUCAGGAGGAGCUGGAGCAGGACAUCACUGAGCUGAAGAGGAGAGACGCUGAGCUGAAGCAGCUCGCAUUCACGGAGGAUUACAGCAAUUUUCUGCUCAACUACCCGUCACUGCCACCACUCAGUGAGUCCUCACACUCAUCCAGCAUCAAUGUCCGUCCUCUGAGAUACUUUGAGGAUGUGACCGCAGCUGUGUCAGAGCUCAGAGACAAACUGCAGGACAUUCUGAGAGAGGAGUGGACAAACAUCUCACGGACACUCACUCAUGUGGAUGUUUUACUGCCAGAACCAGAACCAAAGAGAAGAGCGGACUUCUUGAAAUAUUCCUGUCAAAUCACUCUGGAUCCAAACACAGCACACACACAUUUGUGUGUAACAGAAGAGAACAGAAUGGUGACGGUGAUGAGUCAGCAACAGUCCUUUUUUAAUAAUCCAGACAGAUUCACUGGGUUGUUGCAGGUUCUCAGCAGAGAGAGUCUGACUGGACGUUGUUACUGGGAGGUGGAGUGGAGAGCAGAGGGAAUCGUUAUGGCAGUCACAUACAGGAACAUCGGCAGAGCCGGGAACGGGGAAGCAUGUCGUUUUGGUUGGAAUGACAAAUCCUGGGCCCUGUACUACCACCAAAACAGUUACAGAUUUUGCCACAACAGUAUGUCAGCCUCCAUCUCAGCUCCUGUUUCCUCCAGAGUAGGAGUGUACCUGGAUCACAGAGCAGGAGUUCUGUCCUUCUACAGCGUCUCUGAAAGCAUGACUCUUCUCCACAGAGUCCAGACCACAUUCACUCAGCCACUCCAUGCUGGACUGUGGUUGUAUAAAACGAGUGACACUGCAAGGCUCUGUAAACUCAAGUAGUUCAAGCAGUGAAAAAACAACAUUUAUGUGUUUCAAAAAACAGAAUCAUAUUGGCAUGAAAAAAGCUAUCUGGUAAAACAAAUUUGAUCUUUUGUCAUUAAAAAAAGAGUAUUAUUUCUUAAAAAUGUUGCUGUUUUAACAGAUGAAUAUUGUUAAAGAUUGGGUGCUUUUACAUUAGGCGUAUGGUAUUUAAUAGGUGUCCUACAACCCCAAUCCUAAUCUCUACCAGGUUACUGGAGAAUGCUCUGUUUUUUUGGUCAAAGUUUAUUACCAGGUUGAAAAAAGUGAGUAAAUAGUAAUAUUUUAUUUGGCUGUAAACAUAUGAUUGAUUUUUAUUUUAGUUCAAUGUUGCAUUUAGCCAGAUGGCAAUCACAACAGCACAAUAAUGAUUUAAAAUGCCCCAAUCACACACUGAAGAGUUUUAAUGACAGUAAAUCUCCCUUUUGUUUGUUGGUGAAUUACCGAUCCAUCAUCAUCACUGUACAACCUUUUUCCAAAUGUCUAUGUCCUCUCAUAAGGAUCAGUUGGAUUAACAAUUUUUUGAUUACCUUAAAAAUCACAUUUUAUAAUGGAAAACUUAUAUGUUUGUCUUGUAAUAGAAAUACAAUGAUGCAUUGUACUUUUUAGAAAUGAUUAAAGUUUCUA
Molecule: messenger RNA, 2455 nt
Organism: Oryzias melastigma (Indian medaka)
Lineage: Eukaryota; Metazoa; Chordata; Actinopteri; Beloniformes; Adrianichthyidae
Product: E3 ubiquitin/ISG15 ligase TRIM25-like
Exons: 1
Coding region: 137-1810 (557 amino acids)
Molecular function (GO): protein binding
Source: RefSeq, a predicted model, not a curated record